AUUGAUUAGCUUGUGUUCAUUUUUUUCUUUAUGUUCGAAUGUGUAAAGUUGUUAGAUCCAUAUUAGUGUGCCAUUUGACUGCAUAGCUUGUCAUAGAUCAGAAUGAAUCUUUGUAAAUAUUUAGAAGUACACACAUUGAUUGGCGACUAAUUUACUGUUUAUAUGCCUCCAUGCCUCCAAAAUUAAAUAUAGGACUACAGCUAACGGCGCUUUCAAAUGACGUUACUAAAUAUCCUACCAACAGAGUUCCACAGCUGGAUGUACCCAUAAUUAAAAGGAUCCCAGAAGACUUGCAGAAAGAAAUAACUAAAGAGAGUCCGGAGGAUUGCCUCCCACUACCAAUAAAGCCAGAAAAGACACUGUUUAACAUUUGGGAGGAGACCAGAACCCAGACAGAAAUCAAAUGGAACAAACCAGAAAAUUCGGAUUGCUUUACUUCAGUCUUUUAUGAAAUACAGAUCCGUGUAGGAGACAAUGACUGGUUGGAUUUGGCAGAGAAUAGACAUUCAUACUAUCGAGUUUAUUACGCAGAAGGGGUGACAAUUUUUGGAAAAACCAAAAUUAAACAGGAGACGAUAACCCAUUUAGUCCAGUUACGGAUAAGGCCUGUGGGGGUUAUUACAAGGAAUAAUAAAGAAGUAAAAAUGCAUGGCCAUUGGUGUGAAAAUAUUUUGUUUUCCAUAGAAGCCAAGAAUCCAGUUAACCACAUCCAAAAUACAGAACUAGGAAUACACUAGGAUACAAAUAUAAUACUGGUACUGGUCAUAUGUUCCUGACCCUAGUCAGUUGGCUGCAACCAAUUAAUUCAAUAACUUUACAAGCUCGUAAAAUAUUUAAUUUCUUCGUUUCUUCAAUAAUAACAUUUUGAAGACAAAAAAUCAUCUUCUAAAACAUGAACCAUUUGUCCAUAGAUUAAUCCAGGAGCAGAUUUAAACAAGUCGAGGUCCCUGGAUAGGAUUUAUGUGAAAGUUCCAACCCACUUUCAAAGACUUAAUACAAAUACACUUAAUUAAUAUUACUAAAUAUGGGCUAUCAUGAUUUUGUAAAAAGUAUCAAGUGUCAAUCUGUUUCAUUGGUACAGAUUAAAAUAUUUUAAAACAGAAUGUCAUCUAACUGAAUAAUGAAUUCUAGUAAAUCAGAUUAAUGCUAUAACAUUAAAAACAGUCUCGUGUAAAUGUACCAAUGCUGUGUUAAGGCCUAAAGAUAAGGUAUUUUACAAGACUUCGUAAAUUAUCUCUUUUAACUUAUGUCAUCCUUAAUCUUCAGAGCCAAGGACAUUGCCAUUAUUACAUCUGAAAAUGUAUCAGAAACUUUUUUUUUUCACCAGAACAGAAUUUUGUUAACCUAAGUGAACACAUCAUAUUUUAUCAAUGGUCCAGUGAAUGAAUGAAUGAAAUCCUUUCACUAUGGUCUUCCAUGCUUCUCUUAAGAAUUUUAUAGAUUUGAUAAUGUAUCAACUCUCUUAAAAGCUAGAUCCAUUUAAAAGUUAUUUAAAGAUGGGAGUUUGAAGAUGCAAAUUUUAGGUCUUACUUUCUUUUUAUACAUCUUUUAAAAUGUAUUUUUCUGCAUGUUCCUAUUUUUGUAUAUUAAACUUGUGGAGGUCCCCCAACCUUUAAGACUAAGACCCGCAGGACAACUGCACUGUCUGCUCUGCCAUAAAAUAGUCCAUGCUAUAUUUUCACAUCACUAUUUCCUAUUCAUUGCAUACAAUCUAAGUGGACAAGGCAAUGGUAAUAGUAAGGCAAUAGUACACAAACAUGGCAUGAUUUUUUUAGAAGACUAAUCAUAUAACAUCUUCAAAUAGUGUCUUUAUUUUUUUCUAAAUGACAGAUUCUAUUUAAACUAUCUUCCAGAAGUCUUCAUAUGCUUGAACAAAAUUUUUUGUUAUGAAUAUCUGGGUCUGACAAAAUGGCAAAAGAAACUGAAAAAUGCAAAGUGUAUGUCUAAUACAAUUUGAAUGUAAAAUAAAAUUACAAAAUGUG
This is a messenger RNA of Biomphalaria glabrata, 1982 nucleotides long. RefSeq lists its product as uncharacterized. Bases 171 to 737 code for a protein of 188 amino acids. The record is from RefSeq and is a predicted model, not a curated record. NCBI's taxonomy places the organism in Eukaryota, Metazoa, Mollusca, Gastropoda, Planorbidae. The transcript has 3 exons.